AUGGGAGCAUUCACGGUUACUUUCUGUGUUUUCAGCGUUACUUUUUUAGCGGCUGUGGUCUUUGUAGAAUGCAGGCCAGAAUAUUUCAGGGAAUCUGCGGUACUUCAUGUCCAGUCUGAGAAAAAUGGCUUUCAAUUUGAUUCAAGGAAAACCGGAAGAAAAUCGUCGCCUUGCUACGUUAAGAAAACCAACUUGUCUGAUCCAGCUCAGUUUGUUAAAACCAAGCCUCGUGCCUUUGAAGAUCCAGCAUAUAUAGCAGCUCUACCAACAGCACUGGACUGGAGAAAUAUCAGCGGGAAAAACUAUGCCAGUACCACACGUAAUCAGCACAUUCCCCAGUAUUGUGGAUCAUGCUGGGCAAUGGGAUCAACCAGCUCCUUUGCAGACCGCAUUAACAUCAAGCGUGGCGGAGCAUGGCCCAGUGCUUACUUGUCAGCCCAGGAGGUGAUCGACUGUGCCAACGCUGGCAGCUGCCAAGGUGGAGACCACAGUGGAGUAUGGGAGUAUGCUCAUAACACCGGCAUCCCCGAUGAGACUUGUAACAACUAUCAGGCCAAAAAUGGAGAGUGCAGCGAUGAAAACACCUGCAAAACCUGCAGUCAUGAUGGCACCUGCACAAAAGUUACAAACUUUCAACGAUGGAAAGUUGGUGAUUAUGGACCCGUUUCAGGGCGGGAAAAAAUGAUGGCUGAAAUCCAAGCUAAUGGACCUAUCAGCUGCGGUAUAGAGGUCACAGAUAAGUUCGAAGAAUACAAAGGAGGUGUUUACAAGGAGUACAACCCAAGUCCAGGAAUCAACCACAUCAUCUCUGUGGCUGGGUGGGGCGUGGAGGAUGGAGUUGAGUACUGGAUCGUGAGAAACUCCUGGGGCACCUACUGGGGUGAACAAGGCUGGUUUCGUAUUGUUACCAGCUUAUAUAAGGAUGGUAAUUAUAACCUUGGCAUCGAGUCGGACUGUGUUUACGGAGACGCUAUUCUGAAAUAG
Candidula unifasciata is the source of this 984-nucleotide messenger RNA. Lineage: Eukaryota; Metazoa; Mollusca; Gastropoda; Stylommatophora; Geomitridae. The record is from the annotation of a GenBank genome assembly.